AUGGCUGCGGAUUUGCUUUUAAAAACGAGCAAGCAAGCGAAGUAUAAUAUAUCGUAUAGGAAAAUUCUGUAUCAAAGGUUCUUCGUGGGUCUACUGUUGUUUAUAGUGAUAUCGUUAGUGUUUACUGUAGUGUAUGUUUUUUCGGGAAGUGUACCGCGGACAAAUUUUUAUGAAGUAGUAAAUUUGGAAGCUGUUAAUUUACCUAUUCAAAAACUUUCUAAUGAUUAUGCGUUUUCGGCUUCUCGUGUGUUAAAUUGCACGUAUUGGAAUUGCUUUAAUGUCUAUAAAUGUGGCCGAGGAGGGCAUGAUAAAAUAACAAUAUACAUAUAUCCACCAAAAGACUACAGGACUAAUGAUGGGAGAUCAGUUUCACAUUUUUCUAGAGAAUUUUUUGAGAUUUUAGAAACAAUAAAGAGUAGUAAAUAUUAUACUCCUAAUCCUGAUGAGGCGUGUUUGUUUGUGCCUAGUAUAGAUACAUUAAAUCAAAACACUUUUUCAAGCUCACACAUCUCCCAAGUUCUGCAGUCAUUAAAACAUUGGAACAAUGGCGAAAAUCAUCUCAUCUUUAAUAUGGUGCCAGGAUCCGAACCAAACUACAAUACUGUUAUUGACCUUAACACAAGUUAUGCAGUUAUAGCAGGAGCUGGCUUUGAUACAUGGACCUUUAGAUAUGGAUUUGACAUAUCAAUACCACUCUACAGUCAUAUUGCUUCUAAUAUCAACAGUACACAGCCAAAACAAAAAGAUUACUUAAUAAUUUCAACACAGAUCAAUAUACCAGAAGAUUACUUAGUAGAACUUCAAGGUAUUGCAUCAUCAUCUAAUGACCUAUUACUUUUAGACAGUUGUAGGAAUGAGAGAAUUGAUUUUACAAAGAGGUGUGAGUACACUACUGGAAAGCAAUUUGCAUAUCCAGAGGUAUUAAAACAUGGAUUAUUCUGUUUAGUUGUUCGAAGUGCUAGAUUGAUUCAGACUGUUCUAAUGGAUGUAUUAGCGUCGCAAUGCAUUCCAAUAAUUAUAGCUGAUACUAUAGUAAUGCCAUUCAAUUCUCACAUUGAUUGGAAUCGAAUAGCAAUUUUUAUAUCAGAGGACAAUAUAAAAAAUGUAUUAAAAAUCGUACAUUCAGUGAGCAAAGAACGACGUGGAGAAUUAUAUUGGCAAUUAAGAUGGGUUUAUGAAAGAUACUUUUCUAACAUAGAGAAAAUCACUAUGACGACGUUAGAAAUUUUAAAUGAAAAAGUUUUUCCAUUGUCAGCAAGAAUGUAUGAAGAUUGGAAUAUGCCAGAGCAUUUGUACGGGCCCGUAAAUCCCCUGUUCCUCCCAGUGACAGCACCAAAGGCGCCAGGCUUCACGGCUGUCAUAUUGACAUAUGACCGCGUCGAUAGUCUGUUUACGCUCAUCAGAAAAUUGGUGCGAACGCCCAGCCUCGCGAAGAUUUUGGUUGUAUGGAAUAACCAGAAAUUGCAACCACCGCCGGCUUCCGAGUGGCCAGUGAUUAACAAGCCGUUGAAAGUGAUACGAACGAAAGAGAACAAGCUGUCGAAUAGGUUCUUUCCCUACGAUGACAUUGAGACCGAAUGUCAGUUGACCAUUGACGACGAUAUUAUUAUGUUAACCCCUGAUGAAUUGGAGUUUGGGUUUGACGUGUGGCGAGAGUUUCCAGAUCGGAUAGUGGGUUUCCCGUCCCGUCUGCAUGUCUGGGACAAUGUCACCGCCACCUGGAAGUACCACAGUGAAUGGACGAACGAAAUAUCUAUGGUGUUAACUGGAGCAGCGUUUCACCACAAAAUCUGGUCGUGGUACUACACAUAUAAGAUGCCUUCAGAGAUCAGACAAUGGGUGGACGACAACUUCAACUGCGAAGAUAUUGCAAUGAAUUUCCUCGUAGCUAAUGUCACAAGGAAGGCACCUAUUAAGGUGACACCGCGAAAGAAGUUCAAAUGCCCGGAAUGUACGAAUACUGAAAUGCUUUCGGCGGACGCUAAACAUAUGACGCAGCGUUCAGCUUGCAUCGACAAAUUCACGAAAAUAUAUGGACAUAUGGCCUUAAAAUCGGUCGAAUUCAGAGCUGAUCCACUGCAAUAUAGAGAAACAGGGUCCGGCAUACCCCAAUUGUAUCCAGAAAUUGGCGCUUUGUGA
Messenger RNA from Pieris macdunnoughi, 2139 nucleotides. NCBI's taxonomy places the organism in Eukaryota, Metazoa, Arthropoda, Insecta, Lepidoptera, Pieridae. The record is from the annotation of a GenBank genome assembly.